AUGUCAACUAUGUGGAGAGACUUGUUUGGGAGGAAGGAUGCGCAAGUAACUGUUGAUGAUGCCAUUGCCAUGCUAGAGGAUCCGAAUUUGGCUCAGUGGAAAAGGAUGCCCCUAGCUCUUAUAAUCUUGGUGGAAGGUGUUCUUAUAUGUCGUGACAAGCAUCUCGUAUUCACACCCUCAUACGUGGAUAUGCUAUGCGAUAUGAAUGGAGGGGAGGGUUCCAAGGAUGUCCGACACCAAAAAAGGCUAGAAAAGAAGGAGAAACAAGGAGUGAAACCUUUGCGCAGAGGAGUGCCAAAGAGAAAGAGGGGCCGUGAUAGUAGGGAUAGAUCGAAGAGUGUGAGGAAGCUGGGGAGAGGAAGUUCUUCCUCAGCAGGUGGUGCUGGAAAUUGUCGACGAGAUGAAGAGUGGAUGUUAGGCCAUCUGAACCAAAUGAAGGAAGCUCUUUUGGUAGUUGUGGCUGAAGAGAGAGAGAAGGGGAAGGAGAAAGUUGAAGGCGGAGGCUCAACAGACGGGAAAGAAAAUGCAAGGGCCGGUGCGAAAGGAAUAUUGGAAGACCUAGGGAACCUACUCCGGGACUCGGAAGCGGAACCGUUGUACAAGAAACCUAGGGUGGUGGGAUGGGAAGGGGAUGAUAAUUUGAAUAGAAUAUCGGAUGAGGAGGGGCAAGAGCGAACUGGAGUAGAUGAAGACACGAGUACGUGGAAGUAUUACGGUGGAACUCUGGAUGUGUUGGCUGAGUUAGGCGUUGAUAAACUAGACAGAGAUGGGAAUGUAGGACAAGAAUUGGGUGUUGGUGGGGAAAGAGGAACCGUUGUAGUUGACGGAGGAAAGACGAACCGUAAGGACGAGAAGGUGGUUGAUGCAGGGGACGAAGGAAAUGAGGACUUGUUGGUUGAAGAGAAAGAAAAUGAAGGAAGAGAUGAAUUGUUGGUUGAAGAGAAAGAAAACGAAAAGUUACGGCGGAGGAGGAGAUGGUUGAAAAAGAGGAUGACGAUUGCGAGGAAGGUGAUAAAGGCGGAACUCCAGAGAGCGAAGGAGUUAAGAAAUCAGAGACAGGCCAGGAAACGGAAGGAGGAGAUGGGAAAGAAAUGA
Messenger RNA from Microthlaspi erraticum, 1095 nucleotides. The record is from the annotation of a GenBank genome assembly. NCBI's taxonomy places the organism in Eukaryota, Viridiplantae, Streptophyta, Magnoliopsida, Brassicales, Brassicaceae.